GUUAUGAGGAGUUGUUGUAGUAGUAGAGAUAGAGAUCGAAUCAGCGAUUUGCCGGAUGAGAUUCUUGGCAAAAUCCUGUCAUUAGUUCCGACAAAGGUAGCUGCUUCGACAUCGGUUCUGUCCAAGAGAUGGAGGAUGAGUAAUCUGCUGGUUCAUGUAGACACGCUUAGCUUUGAUGAGUCCAUGGUUGUGUAUCCCAACGAAGAAGCAGUCAGUGGUUCUUCAGACCGCUUUUUAGAAUUCCUAGACAAGACGUUAAGAAACUGUCCCACCAAGACGAUCAAGAAGUUCUCUCUGAGUCAUCGAGGAGGCCGUUCCACUAAGUCCCCUGCUGUCUACGCUUGGAUCUUGAGUGCAAUGGAGGAAGAAGAAAGUUUAUUGGAACAAGUACGCUUGGAAUGCACCAGAAUUGAAGUUAGUUUAGAGAGAAAGUUGUUAACGAGCAACACACUUGUUAAGCUCACUCUAUCCCGUGAAUAUUGUCUUGAAGUCGACCGUGUGUACUUCCCUGCCCUCAAAUCACUUUCUCUCUUAACUGUUGGAGGCCUUGAUUAUAACAACUAUCGCCGCCUCAUCAAAGGCUGCCCUGUCCUCGAAGAAUUAUUCAUAACUGACAUCGGUGCUGAUGCUGUUGAUCCUUAUCCUCCAUGUUGCACAGCCUCUGUCAAAAGUGCUUCCAUCAAACGACUUGUGGUCUCUGUCGAUAUGCCCUAUGGUGGUCCUCGUAACGAACAUUCUUUUCGAGAUUUACAUUAUCAAAGUUAUGUUAAAGCACCAAGUCUUGUCUACCUUGACUAUUCUAG
Messenger RNA from Brassica oleracea var. oleracea, 803 nucleotides. Its product is annotated as F-box/LRR-repeat protein At1g48400-like. The record is from RefSeq and is a predicted model, not a curated record. Gene Ontology annotation, molecular function: protein binding. NCBI's taxonomy places the organism in Eukaryota, Viridiplantae, Streptophyta, Magnoliopsida, Brassicales, Brassicaceae.